Messenger RNA from Knipowitschia caucasica, 357 nucleotides. The record is from the annotation of a GenBank genome assembly. Lineage: Eukaryota; Metazoa; Chordata; Actinopteri; Gobiiformes; Gobiidae.
AUGAGCAGGAUGCGCAGCGCAGCGGGGAAACACUUGUGGCUCCUGCUGCUUGUCUUUCCUCUGACGUGGGCCGUGUUCACCAAGACAGAGCCCCACGCCAGCGAACAUAACACAGUCUGGAGCCAAGCCGGAACCAGACAUCUCUUUGCAAGAAGAAAGUUGAUUCUACAGCAGGAAAGUCUUGUUCCAAGGCUGCACACAGCCCUCCUGACCCCCCCGCGCCGCUGCAGUCGCCUCAUGGAGAACUGCUCUCGGACGCUCUGCUGUGACCCCUGCACCUCCUGCCGCUGCCGCCUCUUCAACACCAUCUGCCACUGUCGGAGAACCAACCCCCAGUGCCUAAAAAGCAGAGCCUGA